GCCAUGUCACUCCUGUGCCCGCUGUUGCUGGCUCUGGCCCUGGUGGCCAUCCCAGGUGCCCGCGGUGCUUGCCCGGAGCCCGCAAGCCUGAAGCUGGACGAUGGGACGCGCACGUGCGCCAAGAUCUAUGACAAGAGUGAUGCCUACUAUGACAAUUGCUGCCAGGGGGCAGAGCUGUCCCUGGAGCCGGGAACCGACCUGCCUUAUCUGCCUUCGGACUGGACCAACAGGGCAUCAUCUCUGGUGGUGGGCCAGCGCUGCGAGCUCACUGUGUGGUCUCAGCCUGGCAAGCAGGGCAAGUCGCGCAAGUUCUCUGCUGGCAGCUACCCACGCCUGGAAGAGUACCGCAGAGGCCUCUUCGGAGACUGGUCCAACGCCAUCUCUGGCCUCUACUGCAAGUGCUCUUGAUGCCUCGAGGGCCUGUGAUCU
Molecule: messenger RNA, 429 nt
Organism: Microtus ochrogaster (prairie vole)
Lineage: Eukaryota; Metazoa; Chordata; Mammalia; Rodentia; Cricetidae
Gene: Sycn
Product: syncollin
Biological process (GO): exocytosis
Cellular component (GO): secretory granule membrane
Source: RefSeq, a predicted model, not a curated record